UUGAGACCCAUCAGCUUUCCUCACCUGGUUUAGCCGGCCGGUUGAAGCCGUUGCUUGAACCCCUGUUGCAUGCUGACAGCUUCUGGAAGCCACAGCCCAAACAGGAUUUCCUUUCUGCCCGCUCUGAAAAAGGGGAUGCAGAAGACAGAAUUGCAGGGGACAGGGCACCUUUUGUUUCAUUAGGAAUAGCCAUUAAAAUGUGUGAAAUGUGGAAGAUGCUUCACUGAAUGAGCACACAUAGUUCACAUCAACAAACACAAAAAGGAACGAACCCACUUAAAGGUAUGGAGUGUGGAAACAGCUUCUGUUUCAAUGCAAAACUUAGAACACACCAGCUGACUCACACAGGGGAAGAACUAUAUUUAUUUAUGGAGUGUGGAAAGAGCUUUAAUGAUAGUGGAAGCCUUAGACAACAUCAACUGACUCACACAGGGGAGAAACCAUUUCAAUGCAUGGAGUGUGGAAAGAGCUUCAGUCGGAGUGCACACCUUAGAAAUCAUCAACGGACUCACACAGGGGAGAAACCAUAUGAAUGUUUGGAAUGUGGAAAGAGCUUCAGUCAGAGUGGACACCUUAGACAACAUCAACGGACUCACACAGGGGAGAAACCGUUUCAGUGUAUGGAGUGUGAAAAGAGAUUUAGUGAUACUGGAAGCCUUAGAAGACAUCAACAGACUCACACAGGGGUGAAACCAUAUAAUUGUAUGGAAUGUGGAAAAAGCUUCAGUCAGAAUGCAGACCUUAAAAUACAUCAACGAAUUCACACAGGGGAGAAACCAUUUAAAUGCAUAGAGUGUGGAAAGAGCUUCAGUCAGAGUCGAGACCUUAAAUAUCAUCAACGGACUCACACAGGGGAGAAACCAUAUAAAUGUAUGGAGUGUGGAAAGAGCUUCAGACAGAGUGCACACCUUAGAAAUCAUCAACAGAUUCACACAGGGGAGAAACCAUAUGAAUGUAUGGAGUGUGGAAAGAGCUUCAGUCAGAGUGGAGAGGUUAGAUCACAUCAACGGACUCACACAGGGGAGAAACCAUUUACAUGUGUGGAGUGUGGAAAGAGCUUCAGUUAUAGUGGAAACCUUAGAAGACAUCAAUGGACUCACUCAGGGGAGAAACCAUUUAAAUGCAUGGAGUGUGGAAAGAGCUUCAGUCAGAGUGGAGACCUUAAAUAUCAUCAACGGACUCACACAGGGGAGGAACCAUAUGAAUGUAUGGAGUGUGGCAAGAGCUUUAAUGAAAGUGGAAGCCUUAGAAGACAUCAACGGACUCACACAGGGGAGAAACCAUUUAAAUGCAUGGAGUGUGGAAAGAGCUUCAGUCAGAGUGCACACCUUAGAAAUCAUCAACGGAUUCACACAGGGGAGAAACCAUAUGAAUGUAUGGAGUGUGGAAAGAGCUUUGGUCAGAGUGGAGAGCUUAGAUCACAUCAACGGACUCACACAGGGGAGAAACCAUAUAAAUGUAUGGAGUGUGGAAAGAGCUUUAAUGAAAGUGGAAACCUUAGAAGACAUCAACGGACUCACACAGGGGAGAAACCAUAUAAAUGUAUGGAGUGCAGAAAGACCUUUGGUGAUAAUGGAAAGCUUAGAUCACAUCAACGGACACACACAGGGGAGAAACCAUUUCAAUGUAUGGAUUACAGUAACUGCUUCACUCAGAGUGGAAAUCUUAGAAAACAUCAGCAGACACACAGGGGAGAAAGUAUUUAAAGGUAUGGAUUGUGGAAGGAGCUUCAGUCAGAGUGGAACCCUUGAUUUUUGUCAACAAACUCACACAAAAGACAAACCAUCUAAAUAUCAGGAAAGUAGAAAGAGGUUCACUCUUAGUGGAAGUUCAGAAUCAACAGACUUAUGGACAGGAAGAACUUUAAGAGUUGAAAUCCUUCAAACCAUCAACAAACUCAGAGAGGAGAAGCAGUUUAAAUGAAAAGAUUGCAAAAAGUGCUUUAUUUAUAAUAGAGUGAUCAAGGAACAUCCCAGGACUCUCACAUGGGAGAACCCAUUUAGAUGUAUGGAGUGUGGGACGUCUUCCUCUCAGAGUCCACUCUGAGCAAUGAACUCAGCAGGAAAUCAUUCCUAAAAGCAUGAGGUAUAUGUGAAGUUCUGGUGUUUAUAUGUAAAACUGUAUAAUAAUGAAAUAAUGAAGGGAACAUCUCACAAUAGUGAGUAUAAUUUUAGAUGUAAAGUACCUUUGGUUUUUGCACCAAACUCUGCCCCCCCCCCCACCGCAUGAUCUCCCAGCACUGCUUCUUCACCAGAACUUCAUCGCUGCCUCCUGCCCUGCGUGGUCUGAAGAAAACUUGGAAUACUGAAAUUGAAUGGGAUAUUUCCCCCCAAGCCUAAUUUCAAGAGAGAGAAGGAGGGGUGCAGGUACUAGGGAAGUCUCCUGGGGCCCCCACAUUCACUCAAGUACCCCGGGACA
This is a messenger RNA of Podarcis raffonei (Aeolian wall lizard), 2418 nucleotides long. RefSeq names its product zinc finger protein 470-like. Gene Ontology annotation, cellular component: nucleus. The record is from RefSeq and is a predicted model, not a curated record. Bases 228 to 1706 code for a protein of 492 amino acids. NCBI's taxonomy places the organism in Eukaryota, Metazoa, Chordata, Lepidosauria, Squamata, Lacertidae. The transcript has 2 exons.